Dioscorea cayenensis subsp. rotundata (Guinea yam) is the source of this 2028-nucleotide messenger RNA. Its product is annotated as pentatricopeptide repeat-containing protein At5g08305-like. NCBI's taxonomy places the organism in Eukaryota, Viridiplantae, Streptophyta, Magnoliopsida, Dioscoreales, Dioscoreaceae. The record is from RefSeq and is a predicted model, not a curated record. Bases 64 to 1620 code for a protein of 518 amino acids. Gene Ontology annotation, biological process: RNA modification. The transcript has a single exon. Gene Ontology annotation, molecular function: protein binding; RNA binding.
UUGACACCAAGCAAUCAGUUCCGCACUAAUCGUCUCACAAACCUUCUGAGCCAAUGCAAGACCAUGAAAGAGCUCAACCAAAUCCACGCCCAGGCUACAAUUUCCGGCCACUCCUCCGACAACUACAUCAUCUCCAAGCUCCUCCUUUUCUCCACCACCUCCGGUCCCCAAACCACAGACUACUCCUUCAAGCUCUUCUCCACCGUCUCCAAUCCCGGCUCCUUCUUCUACAGCACCAUCAUCAGAGCCUUCUCCACCUCCAAGAACCCCGCCCACUCCUUCUCCCUCUACAAUCAAAUGCUUCUUGCCGGCAUCUCCCCUGACCACUUUAGCUUCCCUUUCCUCACCAAAGCCUGCGCCCGCCUCGCCUCCCUCCCUCUCGGAACUUCUCUUCACUGUGACAUUGUUAAGUAUGGCUUCUCCUCUGAUCUUUUCGUGCAGAACUCGUUGAUCCAUAUGUAUGCUUCUUGUCGUGAUAUAGUGUCUGCCAGGGGAGUGUUUGAUGCAAUGUGUGUGAGGAACUUGGUGUCAUGGAAUACCAUGGUCGAUGGGUACGCUAAAUGUGGUGAUUUGGUUGCUGCACGGAAUGUGUUUGAUGGAAUGCCUGUGAGGGAUGUUGUGUCUUGGAGUGCGCUGAUUGAUGGGUAUGUCAAGGGUGGUGAGUUUAGAGAGGCGCUUGCGGUGUUUGCUAGCAUGUGCGAUGAUGGAAUGAAGGUCAAUGCUGUGACGAUGGUUAGUGUGUUGUGUGCUUGCGCUCACUUGGGAGCUCUUGACCUGGGGAGGAGAAUGCAUCGUUACAUAAAGGACAAUGGUAUGCGCCUUACUAUCCAGUUAUCAACUUCUCUGGUGGAUAUGUAUGCCAAAUGUGGAUCAAUAACAGAAGCUCUGGCUGUGUUUCGUGAAGUACCGGUGGUGGAGACUGAUGUUUUGAUAUGGAAUGCAAUCAUUGGAGGCCUUGCGAUGCAUGGACGGAGCAAGGAUUCUCUGGCAUUGUUUGAGGAGAUGCAGGCAACCGGCCGUGUGCAACCAGAUGAGAUCACCUACUUGUGCUUGUUGAGUGCUUGCACCCAUGGAGGCUUAGUAGAGGAUGCGCGGCGCUUCUUUAAUUUGCUUAAAGCACAACGCAUGGCUGUGCAAGUUGAGCAUUAUGCUUGUAUGGUUGAUGUCCUCGGGCGUUCGGGCCGUGUAGAAGAAGCUUAUGAGAUUGUGAGGACCAUGCCCAUGCAGCCGAGUGCAUCUGUUCUGGGAGCUCUUCUCACUGCCUGUCAAACACAUGGUCAUUUACAUCUUGGUGAGCUUGUUGGGCAAAUGCUGAUUGAAUUAGAUCCAGAUCAUGAUGGAAGAUACAUUGGUCUUUCAAGCGUUUAUGCUUCGGCAAAGCAAUGGGAUGAUGCAAAGACGACGAGAGAGGUCAUGGAGAGAAGAGGUGUUAGGAAAACUCCAGGUUAUAGUGCAGUAGAGGUGGAUGGGAGUCUUCAUAGAUUCAUAGCUCAUGACAAGAUGCAUCAGCAAACAACUGAUGUAUAUUCUAUGCUCAGUUUUUUGCUAAAUCAAAUGAAACUUGAAUCUGAUAUCAUUAAUGGUGAACAGUUUAAGCAGGAAAUUUGGGAGAAUGUUUGAAUGGCUAUCUGGCUUCUCUGCUGAACUUGCUAACUUUAGUAACCUUUAUAUUGUGAAGGAUAAAUUGCUGAUAUCUUGUCAGGCGAAAUCAAGCAUAUAAGGAUGUCUUAGCAAAAAAAAAACAAUUCUCAACUGCCUUAUGGGAUGAUCUCAGCUGAAGCCAUGAAGUUUAACAGAAGGUUUUUUUUUUUCACACACCCUCAAAAUUUGAGGGUGUGUGAACCAUAUUGCAUGCAUGAGUGGGUUAAAAAGGCAUUUAUGUAGGUUCAUAAUGAGAACUAAUUUUCAAAGCUCAGGUUGGACAAGCAUCAUUCUAAACAUAGCUGGGGCUUUCUUUUGGAAAUUAGUUUCUUAACAUCAUGAGAACAUCAUUUAGGUUAGAAUUAGUUUAUAUGCUCAAUAUAUGAU